Messenger RNA from Nerophis lumbriciformis (worm pipefish), 793 nucleotides. RefSeq names its product transmembrane protein 100-like. Gene Ontology annotation, biological process: cellular response to BMP stimulus. Gene Ontology annotation, cellular component: plasma membrane. The record is from RefSeq and is a predicted model, not a curated record. NCBI's taxonomy places the organism in Eukaryota, Metazoa, Chordata, Actinopteri, Syngnathiformes, Syngnathidae.
UGGAGGUCUCAAAAUGGUCGGAUCGUCCCUGAACUGCACAUAUCCUGACACGUAACCUGGUUUUACCACAAUGACCGUGUUGAGUGCUGGUCCGAUAGCAGCAGGAAUCCUAAAUACUGGAAAAGGUUUUAACGAGAGAAAUUAGUCAACAAAGCUCGUCUGUGAUUGGCUGACAAGCUAAAGAUGGCCCACCUCUUCCUGGCCACCAAGAUGGUCCCGCCCGAAGACGGCGCCAUUAAGAUCCCCACCAUGUUCUCCUACGUGAAGCUGGGCGGCGACAAGCCCAGGAAAGACCACGCCGUCGUCACGACAACCUCGGUGCCGCACGUCAACGAGGCCCAACUGAGCGCUGCCACGGGCGGCGCCGAGAUGUCCUGCUACCGCUGCACGGUGCCAUUCGGCGUGGUGGUGCUCAUCGCCGGCGUGGUGGUGACGGCGGUGGCGUACACCUUCAACUCGCACGGCUCCACCAUCUCCGUGCUGGGUCUGGUGCUGCUGGCGGCCGGGCUGGGCCUGCUGGCGUCCAGCGCCGUCUGCUGGAGGGUCCGACUGGGCAGGAAGCGGGACCGGAGGAGGGAGAGCCGAGCUGCCCUUGUGGUCGGUCCGGGGUACUGCGAGGCAUGAGGGGGACUUGGACCAACUGGAACCUUUGGCCACCUCACCGGCAGAGGUCCAGUUCUGGGCCGACCAUUCCGCUCAGAAUCCAUCCUCCAUUGAAAAACGGAUAUGAAAAUAUUUAUACUUAUAUAUUUCAAAUUCAAUUGUUGAAAGGUAUGAAUCAAUUUAGAAUAGA